Messenger RNA from Saccharomycopsis crataegensis, 2871 nucleotides. RefSeq names its product translation initiation factor eIF5B (gene FUN12). NCBI's taxonomy places the organism in Eukaryota, Fungi, Ascomycota, Saccharomycetes, Ascoideales, Saccharomycopsidaceae. The transcript has a single exon. Gene Ontology annotation, biological process: translational initiation. The record is from RefSeq and is a predicted model, not a curated record. Gene Ontology annotation, molecular function: translation initiation factor activity; GTPase activity; GTP binding. Bases 1 to 2871 code for a protein of 956 amino acids. Gene Ontology annotation, cellular component: cytoplasm; mitochondrion.
AUGAGUGAAGGAGAUGGACCUCAAGAUUUCAUGUCUGUUUUGAAACAGACUAAGGCCAAGCAAGAGGAAAAAAAAGUGGUCAUAAAGUCUAAGAAGGAAAAGGAAAAGGAGAAGAAAGAAAAGGAAAAGCAGAGAAAGAAGGAAUUGGCUGCUAAAAAGAAGGCCAAGCAACAAGAACAAAAGGCCCAACAAGCAGCUCAAAAUCAAAAGAACGCCGAUGAUGCUGCCAAGGCUAAAGAGGAAAAGAAUAGCAAGAAGGCUGAUUCCGACUCUCCUAGAGAAACCCCAGCCCCAGCUUCAGCUGCUGCUGGUAAGAAGGGAAAAGGUAAGAAGAUCAACCCUGCCAUUGCUGCCUUGAGAAAACAAAUGGAAUUGAGAAAGCAACAAGAAGAAGAGGAAAGAUUGCUCCAAGAAGAAGAAGAAAGAUUAGCUAAGGAAGAAGAAGAAAAGAGAAUUGCCGAAGAAAAACAAUUAGAAGAACAAAAGAAAUUGAAGAAAGAAAAGGAAAAGGCAAGAAUCGAAAGAUUGAAGGCUGAAGGUAAAUUCUUGACUAAGAAACAAAAAGAAGAAAAGAAAUUGCAAGAAAGAAGAAAACAGCAAUUGUUGCAAAGUGGUAAUGUUAGUGUUGCAGGUUUGAAAGCCGAUGGUUCUAAAGAAAGUACUCAGAAGAAGAAGAUUGUCUACGGUGACAAAAAGAAGAAGUCUAGCGCUGAAAGAGCCGCUGAAAAGGCUAAGAAGGAAGAAGAAGCCAGAAAGAAGGCUGAAGAAGAGGCUGCCAAAGCUGCUGCCGCCAAGGCCGAAGAAGAAGAUGAGGAUGAUGAUUUGAUAGAUGACUGGGAAGCCAUGGCUUUGGAUGAUGAUGAAGAAGAAGAAGAAGAAGAACAAACUGCUACUGGUGAAGAUUGGAGCGCGAAAGCUGAAGAAGAAGAAAAGGAAAGCAGUGAAGAAAAGCAAAAUGAAUCAUCCGAAACUCCUGCCAGCACAUCUGCCGAGCCAGUGUACGCUGAAGAAAUCGAAGAAAUCUCUACUCCAGGUGCUGCUGCCAAGAGUAGUGGUAAAAAUGAUUUGCGUUCUCCAAUUUGUUGUAUUUUGGGUCAUGUCGAUACUGGUAAGACUAAAUUAUUGGAUAAAAUUCGUCAAACUAAUGUUCAAGGUGGUGAAGCUGGUGGUAUUACCCAACAAAUUGGUGCUACUUACUUCCCAAUGACCGCUAUCAAACAAAAGACUAAGGUUAUGGAAAAAUUCGAAGAAAAUAUUUCUUUCCAAGUCCCAGGUUUAUUGAUUAUUGAUACCCCAGGGCACGAGUCUUUCACCAAUUUGAGAUCCAGAGGUUCCUCAUUGUGUAACAUUGCCAUUUUGGUCAUUGAUAUUAUGCAUGGUUUGGAACAACAAACUAUUGAAUCUAUCAGAUUAUUGAGAGACAGAAAGGCACCAUUCAUUGUGGCCCUUAAUAAGAUUGAUAGAUUGUACGGUUGGGAAGUGUCUAAGGAUAACUCUUUCAGAGACUCUUUUGCUCAACAAACACAGGCUGUCAAGAGCGAAUUCGAAGAUCGUUUGUCAAAGAUCAAGGUCCAAUUGGCCGAACAAGGUCUUAAUUCUGAAUUAUAUUUCCAAAACAAGAACAUGGCUAAGUUCGUCUCUAUUGUUCCAACUUCCGCCGUUACUGGUGAAGGUGUUCCAGAUUUGUUAUGGUUAUUGUUGGAAUUGACUACCAAGAGAAUGUCCAAACAAUUGAUGUACCUUUCUGAAGUUGAAGCUACCAUUUUGGAAGUUAAAGUUGUCGAAGGUUUCGGUUACACUAUUGAUGUUGUUUUAAAUAAUGGUAUCUUACGUGAAGGUGAUAGAGUGGUUUUGUGUGGUUUGAAUGGUCCUAUUGUCACUAAUAUCAGAGCUUUAUUGACACCACAACCAUUGAGAGAAUUAAGAAUUAAAUCUGAUUACGUUCAUAAUAAGGAAGUCAAGGCUGCCUUGGGUGUUAAGAUCGCUGCCAAUGACUUGGAAAAAGCUGUUGCUGGUUCUAGAUUAUUGGUUGUUGGCCCAGAAGAUGAUGAAGAAGAAUUAAUGGACGAAGUUAUGGAUGACUUGACUGGUUUGCUUAACUCCGUCGAUUCCAGUGGUAGAGGUGUUACCGUCCAAGCCUCAACUUUGGGUUCCUUAGAAGCUUUGUUGAGUUUCUUGAAAGAUAUGAAGAUUCCAGUCAUGUCUGUUGGUUUGGGUCCAGUUUUCAAGAGAGAUGUCAUGAAGGCAACUACUAUGCUGGACAAGGCUCCAGAAUAUGCAGUUAUGUUGUGUUUUGAUGUCAAGAUUGAUAAAGAAGCUGAGCAAUACGCUGAAGAGCACAAGAUUACUAUUUUCAAUGCCGAAAUUAUUUAUCACUUGUUUGAUGCGUUUACUGCUUACCAAGAGAAACUUUUGGAAGAAAAGAGAAAGAACUUUAUGGAGUUUGCUAUUUUCCCAUGUGUUUUGAACACCAUUCAAAUUAUUAAUAAGAGAAACCCAAUGAUUAUUGGUGUUGACGUUGCCGAAGGUUCUGUGCGUAUUGGUACCCCAAUUUGUGCGGUUAAGAUAAACCCAGAGACUAAACAAAGAGAUGUUUUGCUAUUGGGUAAGGUUGUUAGUCUUGAAGUUAACCACAAUUCCCAGAAUAUUGUCAAGAAGGGACAGACUGCCCAAGGUGUGGCUAUGAGAUUGGAAGGUCCAAGUGGUGCUCAGCCGGUCUGGGGUAGACAUGUUGAUGAAAAGGACAAGUUGUACUCUUUGAUCUCCAGAAAGAGUAUUGAUACUUUGAAGGAUGCCGCAUUUAGAGACCAAGUCCCAAGAGAAGACUGGUUGUUGAUUAAAGCCUUAAAGCCUGUGUUUGAUAUCAAAUAA